Messenger RNA from Neltuma alba, 1292 nucleotides. RefSeq names its product geranylgeranyl transferase type-1 subunit beta. Gene Ontology annotation, biological process: protein geranylgeranylation. The transcript has 11 exons. NCBI's taxonomy places the organism in Eukaryota, Viridiplantae, Streptophyta, Magnoliopsida, Fabales, Fabaceae. Bases 201 to 1292 code for a protein of 363 amino acids. The record is from RefSeq and is a predicted model, not a curated record. Gene Ontology annotation, molecular function: CAAX-protein geranylgeranyltransferase activity. Gene Ontology annotation, cellular component: CAAX-protein geranylgeranyltransferase complex.
UUAAAGAAACUCUGGGCAAAUGGAAUGUGUUGUAUAAUCCUUCCGCCUUCUUCUUUUUGUGCGUAAGGCGUCAAUCGUUCAAGAUUCUCCCCAGGGCCUCCUGCUAGUGCUCACUGCACUGUUGGACAGUAAUGAGUAAAGCGGCGAGUUGAGUCGUCGCUCCGUUCUUCACUUGCUUGUUGACAUUGGGAGCCAUCUCCAUGGAGUCCGUGGAGAAUUCAUCGGAGGGACUUCCCUCUUCCCCAUCGGCACAUCUUUCUGCGAUAUUUGACCGAGAUCGUCAUAUCACAUUCCUUCAGAUGAUGUACCAGUUGCUGCCAUCCCCUUACCAGCUCCAAGAGAUCAAUCGCCUUACCCUCGCUUACUUUGUCAUCUCCGGACUUGACAUUCUUGGGGCUCUCGAUCGGGUUGACAAGGAUGCUGUUGCCAAUUGGGUUUUGUCCUUGCAAGUUCACCCUAGAAACCAAGCAGACAGAAACAGUGGACAAUUCUUUGGUUUUCUCGGUUCCAGGACUCCACAGUUUCCUCAAGUUGAUAAUGGGGUUUCACUUCCCAACAACAGUCACUUGGCAAGCACUUACUGUGCCCUUGCCAUAUUAAAAAUUGUUGGUUAUAAACUGUCCAACAAUGACUUUGAAUCAGUAUUGACAUCAAUGAGAAAUCUUCAGCAGCCUGAUGGAAGCUUUAUGCCCAUCCAUACUGGGGCUGAAAAAGAUCUGCGAUUCAUAUAUUGUGCGGCUGCCAUCUGUUUCAUGUUGAAUGACUGGAGCGGCAUGGACAAAGAAAAGGCCAAGGAUUACAUAUUAUGCUGUCAGUCUUAUGAUGGUGGCUUUGGAUUAGUUCCUGGUGCAGAAUCACAUGGCGGGGCAACUUAUUGUGCUAUUGCAUCCCUCCGAUUUAUGGGAUUUCUUGAAGAUGAUCUUCUCUCGAGUUCUGCUAUGAGUCCUGUGAUAGAUGUACCAUUGUUACUGGAUUGGCUUGUGCAGAGGCUGGGGACCGAUGGUGGUUUUCAAGGUAGACCUAAUAAAGUUAGUGACACGUGCUAUGCAUUUUGGAUUGGUGCAGUUUUGAGGAUUUUGGGGGCCCACAACUUCAUUGACAAAGGAGCUCUUCGUGGAUUUCUGCUUGCUUGUCAAUCUGAGUAUGGCGGGUUUGGUAAAGUCCCCGGCGACUUUCCGGAUCUGUACCACUCUUACUAUGGAUUUACUGCCUUCAGUCUCCUGGAAGAACCUGAUUUGCUAUCACUUUUCCCUGAACUGGGGAUAACAGGACUAGCUGCAGGGGGUCUUUAA